AUGAGUGAAAAAGCAGACCAAUGGCGAGGUGAAUUCAGCAACAAACUUGGUCGGCCUUUACUUUCUGGUACGUUCCUAACAGCAAACCUCGAGUCAGAUCGAAACAAGGAUACGGACAAUGAAUCUGACCUAUCAAACCUGGAUCCGUUACAAGAAGAAAGAAUAGAUUCCUCCAUUGCUGAAACUAAUGUGGAUUUAGAAUCAUCUAGCACAGCUGGAGAGUAUCACUUUACUCGCCGAUUCAAAUAUGGACAGAUAGCUCCAAAUAGCAGAUCGUCUAUUAUUGCACUACCUAAGCCACGGUCUCAAUCUCUGCAAACUACCCAAGAGUUUCCAUCCGUAAAUAUAGAGCCAAUCAUUGGGGGAGUUGUGCAGAGAUUAAGUUCUGGAAAAAACGCCAAUUUACAGCCAUCUGUAGAAUCGUUUACACAUAUUGAUUUGGCUGAACUACUUGAUGGCGUGCUGGAUAAGCUACAAAUAAAACUGGCCCACCCAACUGAACCAGCAGAUAAAAAUGAAGGACAGGUUUCACCAAGUAUAGUCGCAGGAUCUCAAUCAGAUACUAAAAACCCUGAAAAAGAAACGAAUCGACCACAGAGUUUUACUUUUAUUAGCCUGACUGAAAAUCUUGAGCCACAGCGUGUCCAGCCAAAUGAUACAGUGAAUUAUGGACUAGAGAUAAAAACAAAAAUUCAAGCACAAGUUAUUACUGAACUUGGACGUCGACUGGACCGUUUACAAAAGCACAACAAUGAUCUAAUACACAACAACAACAAUUUAACACGAGAAAACCAGAUUGCUGUUCAAACUCGCAAGGAUCUAAUAAAGCUGCUCGAUAAAGCUAAUGAGCAGUUGUCUGAUUAUAAAAAACUUGCCAUCAACGAAGAUACUAAAACAUCGGCUGAUUCAUCAUUUCAAAAUAUGAAUAAACCUAAUCAGUCUGAUAUGCCAAUACAAAGAUCAUCAACCACAGAAAGAAAGCUCAGACCUGGUCAUGUCAAUCGCGAAAGACGGAUUGAAGCUGUGGAACGAGAAUUCUUUGAUCAUGAUGCAAUUGUUGAAUCUGCACUAGCAGAGCUAAAAGUAAUGAGUUCAAAAGUUACUCAUACAAGCAAUUUAGAUGUGGAAAUCAAACCAAAUGCUGACAACCAUAAUUGCUUAUCCCAGUCCAAUAACCAGCCGACACCCCCAAAUGCAGAGGAAAAUGAUGAAAAAGAUUCAAGUAGUUUUUAUGCUCGCCUUGACAAAGAAACAAUACAAUACAUGGCAGAUUUGUUGUCCGUAGGCAAAAUGCACGGUGCACCAACUACAUUAGGAGUUGGGCUUGAAAAAAAAAUCGACAAGAAAAAAUUGACAAAAGUCAAUCCAUACACUGAUGUACGUAAAGGAAAACCAAGCACGUUGACUACAACAGAAUACCAUCCAAAAGAGCUAAAUGAUCUUGUACGCAAGGCAUCCAAACAUGUGGAGUCUCUUACAUUUAUGAUGAACACGCACACUAAUAAACUUGUUGAAGCCUCAGCGCGUGAAUCAUACAUCAAAAAACUGCAAAGUCAAAUGAACGAGAUUACAGCAUCGUUAUGUGCCUGUAUUGAUGUGCUUGCAGAAGAACAAAGACAUGCAAGACAUUGGCGAUCUCAAUGUCAAAUCAUUGCCAAACGAUUUGAAAGUAUUCGAAUGUUGUUUGACCACGAACAUAUGGAGCGAACCAAAUUCUAUAACAAGCAACAGCUCAGUGUGAAUGGUAUUUUACCAAUGGCUAGACCAAACACUACCAACUUGGCUUGGACAUUGAAUGAUGAUCAAUGGCGGUUUCAACAAACGCGAAGCUCGGGGACUGAAUUUGAUAAUCGUGAGCUGUUUGCUAGAAUCGCCACGGCAGCUGCAACAUCUAAAUCUUAUACCAACGAAAGUACUCAAUCAACAGAUUGGCGCAAUGGAUAUGUUAAAGGGAAUAAUAUCUCUAAUUUGCAAAAUUUUGAAAAUUCCAUCCAUCCCACAGCAGGCGAAUCUAGUGCACUCCAUUCAAGAUCUUAUAGGAUUUGGUCCGCUAAUAACACAGCUCGAGAAACUAAUGCCGAGGUUGCAGACGAUGAUGUACUUUCUGGUGCAUUUGACGAACGCAGUCUACCGCCACUUUAUUCAAAAGAAAACAACUUAUCAUGUACAAAAAAGCCUUCCACAACGAGAGUGGCAAUAUUCAUUCCAUCACCGGGAGGAAAUCCUAAAUCUGGCUGUUCCCAAGCAUCUUCAUUGGCACCUAGCCGUAAUCAUAUGCCUAAACCAUCGGCAAAGACAUUUAAAAAUAUUUCAUUUCACGAUGCAAAGAGGCGACUGGAACAUUUAAAAUUGGUAUAG
Molecule: messenger RNA, 2358 nt
Organism: Batrachochytrium dendrobatidis JAM81
Lineage: Eukaryota; Fungi; Chytridiomycota; Chytridiomycetes; Rhizophydiales
Exons: 3
Coding region: 1-2358 (785 amino acids)
Source: RefSeq, a predicted model, not a curated record